GCGUAUAGAGCACGUUUCUAGAGGCUGCCUGUGUGACAUGUGACACUGCCAUAGACUGAACACAGGAAGUGUGAACAUCCAGCACUGUUAAGCCAGAAAAGCAGGCAGUCCCGGCGAAGGGGGAGGCGAAGCAGGAUUGCUGCAUGAAAACCGAGCUGCUGCGAGAGGAAGAGGUCUCCAUGGCCGCAGAUGAGGGCUCGGCGGAGAAGCCGGGAGGAGAGGCCUCCGUGGCCGCCGACAGGGAAACCAACGGGGCCUGUGACAGGAGCGACGCCGGCAGGCAUCUGAGCGCAGGGGAGCUCACUCAGGAAAACGCGAAAGCCAGCCCCCAGGAAGGUCCCAAUAAACUAGCCCGGAUAGCGGAAAACGGGCUUUCAGAACGAGACGCGGAAGCGGCGAAGCAGAACCACGUGGCGGCUGACGACCUCACGCAGACCGCCGUCGUCGGCAGCAACGGCUACUUCCUGAGCCAGCCAGCCCUGCCGGAGCAGCCUCCGCGCGUCACCAGCACUUUGGCCUCUUCUCUCCCCGGCCAUGCUGCGAAGACCCUUCCUGGGCCCGCCGGCAGAGGGAGGACUCCCAGCGCCUUCUCUCAGAUGCCCGCCGCGGUGCCCGCCAAGCCCGGGGAGGGGAGUAAGGACACGGAGGACAGGAAGCCCGCGGUGCCGGGCACCGAUGUCAAGGUUCACAGGGCACGGAAGACCAUGCCGAAGCCCGUCCUGGGCCUGCACACAGCCAGUAAGGAUCCCAGGGAAGUUCGAGAAGGUCGUGAGCGCGAGGAACCAAAAGAGGAGAUGGGCAAAAGCGUUUCUGAGUUUGGACGACAGCCGCUCUUACCCCCCUUCCCAGCCCUGCACCAGUCGCUACCUCAAAACCAGUGCUACGUGGCCACCACGAAGUCCCAGACAGCUUCCUUGCCUUUUGUUUUAGCAGCUGCAGUGUCUCGGAAGAAAAAGCGAAGAAUGGGAACCUAUAGCCUGGUUCCCAAGAAAAAGACCAAAGUGCUGAAACAGAGGACGGUGGUGGAGAUGUUUAAGAGCAUCACGCAUUCCACGGUGGGCUCCAAGGGCGAGAAGGAGCUGGGCGACAGCACCCUGCACGUCAACGGGGACAGCCUGGAGAUGGACUCAGAGGACGACGAGUCAGAGGAGCUGGACGAGGAUGAGGACCAGGGGGCCGAGCGGGCCGCAGCCUGCCCCACAGAGGACGGCAGGGCUUCUCGAGAGGGCGUGCCGGGGACGGAGCGCACCCAGCAGGUGGACGGCGAGUCUGACGAUGAGCAGGAGUCGGCAGGCACCGGGGAGGAGGAGGACGGGGACGAGUCCGACCUGAGCUCCGAAUCCAGCAUCAAGAGGAAGCUUCUCAGGAGGAAAGGGAAGCCUGACAGCCCUUGGGUCAAGCCGGCCAGGAAGAGGCGGCGGAGAAGCAGGAAGAGGCAAAGCAGCAUGCUGGGUUCUGAAGCCUACGCGUCGUCUUCAGGAAGCGCAGAGCAGGCGGCACCUGGGGACGGCGCAGCAUACGUGGAGGUGUCUCUAGACUCCCUGGACCUGCGUGUCAAGGGGACGCCGCCCUCGCAAGCAGAAGGGCUGGCCAAUGGUCCAGACGCGGUGGAGACGGAUGGCCUCCAGGAGGUGCCCCUCUGCAGCUGCCGAAUGGAAACCCCGAAGAGCCGCGAGAUCACCACCCUGGCCAACAACCAGUGCAUGGCCACAGAGAGUGUGGACCACGAGCUGGGCAGGUGCACCAACAGCGUGGUCAAGCAUGAGCUCAUGCGCCCGUCCAGCAGGGCGCCCCUCCUGGUGCUGUGUGAAGACCACCGGGGCCGGAUGGUGAAGCACCAGUGCUGUCCUGGCUGCGGCUACUUCUGCACGGCGGGCAACUUCAUGGAGUGUCAGCCCGAGAGCGGCAUCUCCCACCGCUUCCACAGAGACUGUGCCUCUCGAGUCAACAACGCCAGCUACUGUCCCCACUGUGGGGAGGAGGCCUCCAAGGCCAAAGAGGUGACGAUCGCAAAAGCAGACACGACCUCCACCGUGACCCUGGGCCCCGGGCUGGAGAAGAGCUGCACUCUGGAGGGCAGGGCCGACACCACCACGGGCAGUGCUGCUGGAGCCCCGCUCUCAGAGGAUGACAAGCCACAGAGCUCGGUCCCCGCAGCCGCCGAGAGCUUCGACCCCACGGGGCCGGCCGGGCUGGCAAGGCCGGGACCCGGGAAGGAGACCUUGGAAAGCGCUCUCAUCGCCCUGGACUCGGAAAAACCCAAGAAGCUGCGCUUCCACCCGAAGCAGCUGUACUUCUCCGCCAGGCAAGGGGAGCUGCAGAAAGUGCUUCUCAUGCUGGUUGAUGGAAUCGACCCCAACUUCAAGAUGGAGCACCAGAACAAGCGCUCCCCACUGCACGCCGCGGCAGAGGCCGGCCACGUGGACAUCUGCCACAUGCUGAUCCAGGCGGGAGCCAACAUCGACAGCUGCUCCGAGGACCAGCGGACCCCGCUGAUGGAGGCUGCUGAGAACAACCACCUGGACGCGGUGAGGUACCUCAUCAAGGCCGGGGCCCUCGUGGACCCUAAGGACGCAGAGGGCUCCACCUGUUUGCACCUGGCUGCGAAGAAAGGCCACUACGAUGUGGUUCAGUACCUGCUUUCAAAUGGGCAGAUGGACGUCAACUGUCAGGAUGACGGCGGUUGGACACCCAUGAUUUGGGCUACUGAGUACAAGCACGUGGACCUGGUGAAGCUGCUGCUAUCCAAGGGGUCAGACAUCAACAUCCGAGACAACGAGGAGAACAUUUGCCUGCACUGGGCCGCCUUCUCGGGCUGCGUGGACAUAGCCGAGAUCCUGCUGGCCGCCAGGUGCGACCUGCACGCCGUGAACGUCCACGGGGACUCGCCCCUGCACAUCGCCGCCCGUGAGGACCGCUACGCCUGUGUCGCCCUCUUUCUCUCUCGGGAUUCAGAUGUGAACUUGAAGAACAAGGAGGGGGAGACGCCCCUGCAGUGCGCCAGCCUCCACUCCCAGGUGUGGGGCGCCCUGCAUAUGAGCAAGGCGCUCCGCGACUCGGCCCCAGAGAGGCCCGUCCCGACGGAGAAGACGGUGAGCAGAGACAUCGCUCGAGGCUACGAGCGCAUCCCUAUCCCCUGUGUCAACGCCGUGGACAGUGAGCCGAGCCCCAGCAACUAUAAGUAUGUGUCCCAGAACUGCGUGACGUCCCCCAUGGCCAUCGACAGGAACAUCACGCACCUGCAGUACUGCGUGUGCAUCGACGACUGCUCCUCCAGCAACUGCAUGUGUGGCCAGCUCAGCCUGCGCUGCUGGUACGACCAGGAUGGCCGGCUGCUGCCCGAGUUCAACAUGGCGGAGCCGCCCUUGCUCUUCGAGUGCAACCACGCCUGCUCCUGCUGGAGGAGCUGCCGGAACCGCGUCGUGCAGAACGGCCUGCGGGCGAGGCUGCAGCUGUACCGGACGCAGAGCAUGGGCUGGGGCGUGCGGACCCUGCAGGACAUCCCCGCGGGCACCUUCGUCUGCGAGUACGUCGGCGAGCUCAUCUCCGACUCCGAGGCUGACGUCCGGGAGGAGGACUCCUACCUCUUUGACCUGGACAACAAGGUGAUGUGCCCCAGGGGUCGGGCUUCUGCGCAGAGCUGAUGGUGACCGCGCCCAUGGCGUGUCUUCUGGGGCCGGCGCCCGCAAAGCGGCCUGUCCGUGUAGCAUCUCCCCGGCCGGAGCUGGCCUCCCUUCUGUGGCGUCCUCAGAUGAGACCCUGACCUGGAGGUCCCUCGGCCUGUGCAGCACGUGGCUUGCCUCACAUCAAGCUGGAGCAGCACGUGUGUCACUCUGGCGCCUUGUGGGCCAGAGUCCGGGGGGCCGUGUGCAGAGUAGCACCUGGCUUCUGUCCAGUCCAGCACCCUGGUCUCCGGGGGCAUGUCCCAGACCGUCACACCACCGCUCCCAGACCCUGGCUUGCAAGGUUGCUCCUGUGUUCACAGAACGCCUGUCUCAGAGCUUCCUGGGAUGCCCGUCCAUGCCCGUGGGAGCAAGGGUGGGGUGCAGGUGGGGAAAUGAGGUGCUUUCCUCUGCAGCCGCAGCCAUCUGCCCAUCUGUGGUUACCCUGUGGCUGGGGCAAAGCCAGGCGGUGCCUUCCCCCGGCCCUGCCCCUGUUACCUGCUAAGGGAUCUCUGUGUGGGACACAAGCUUUCCACCCAGGACAGCUGGCCAGACCUUGCCCAGGGUGUCCCGGGCCCCCGUGUGCGCGUGCGCUGCUGCUCGGGCUCCGCUGCGUGUGCCAGCGAUUUCCCGCGGGGGCGCAGUCUUUGUGUUCCGGCCGAGCGCCAUCCCUGUGCCCCAGGCUGUGCACGUGCUGCCCGUGUGCAGCUUGUCUGCUUCUCGCGGCGUCUUCCGUCAGCAGAGGUGGUCACUUUGGUUGUAGUCGGGCGUCCCAGUCUUCCCUUGGAUCCACUGGGUUUCUGUGACGUCCUCCGCGAGGCUUUCUCAAACCUGCGGUCACAGAUGCGCACUGGCCGUUUGGUAGAGGCCACACUGCACCGCCACGUUCUUCUGCUUUGCUCGUCCCCACGUUGACAAGGGUGCCUUUCCCCACUACUCGGCCGUGCAGCUGUGGCCAUAGCUCCGGUGUCCAUGGUGCUGUCUGUCCUGGGCUGUCACGAGUGCCUUGUGUCUCUUGGUCCUUUGCAGUUUCCGGAAGUGAGUCUUAAGGUCGACCUGACGACUUCUAUAAACUCCUGUAGGGUUCGGGGGGCGGCAUGGAACCCGCAAACCUGGCGAGGUCAGGGGUCUCGCACCUCCUCCUCUGGUUCAUAGGCUCGGUGUGUCUGUCCUUGCCUAAGCCUUUAGUCACCCCCAAGAAUGGUUUGUGAUUUCCCUCUGUUGAAGUUUUUUUUGAUACAUUCUUGCUAUUUUUUUUUCUUUCGGAUCAACUCUAUUACGAUUAAUUUAUACACUGCGUGGUCUUAGUUUUGAUAAAUGCACACAGCAGUGUGAUCAGUGCCAUAGGCACGCUAUGGGACAUUUCCGUCACCCUGAACUCCCUGUGCCCUGUCGACCACAGAGCUGCUCUGUCUCGCAGGUGAGUUUUACCUGUGUUGACGUUUCCUUUGGUGGAGUCAGGCGUGUGCUCCUCUCUGUGUCUGCUGUGAUCUGCCUGGCGGGCUGAGUGUCUGUGGCCGGUGGCCGUGCGGGUUCGCCCCGGCGUGUGCGGGGCCUGCAUGCUUUCAGCUCCUGUGACCACGCAAGGACCUGCUGGGAACUCGCGCAGUCUUGCUCAUCGUGGCAUGAGCCUUGAUUUCUCUUGCACCACUUCUGGGAGUAGGACUGCCAUCCGGGGCGUGUGUAUGUAAUAUUUAAAGGAUGGACACUUGGCGUUAGCGUCACAGCAAGGAGGGUGUAGCACUACGUGACCGGCACGAGCGGCCCUCACAGGCUUUUCUGGAGGAAAAAACUCCUUGCCCGUCAGGUAGUUGGGCUGCUUGUCCCCACUGAGCCACAAGCACUGGUCCCGAUUCCUGGUCGGACGUGCACGCGGCCUCCUCACCCCCUGAGCAUGUCCGUCGCAGAGCAGACGUGCUUUUACUGGUUGCUGCUCUGUGGCAGAAGGGACCUUUGCUGCUGCGGGCCCGUGAAGCUCUCUCUCUCUCAGAGCCCGGCCCGCCCUGCCUGCACGCCUGUGGGUGAGGCGAUGGGGGCGUGUGUCCGCAAGAGCACACUCACUCCAGCCCCGGCUUGCGCUGGCCCAGCGAGCUUCUGCUCGCAGGGGCGGGGGCGGCCUGCGUCUGGCAGUGCCACGCUCCUCCCGUUUGCCGACCCGCGGACCUGCGUCCAUCCACCCGAUUGCCGUCGGUUUAGGUAAACCCUGAAGCCCCGCGGCAUUGUCUUCACACUAAGCUCUUUCUAAACCCUCUCAACUCUUCUGUGCCGCCUGCAUUUGCACGUACGUUUAGAACCAAUGUGCCAAAGGGCUCAGAGCCAGGCCGCUGCUAAGGUCUGAUGAGGACAGGGCCAGUCCUGCUGAUUGGCUCAGGGUGUUGGCAUCUGCAUGGGUCACAUCUUCCCUUGGUCCUGGCGUCUCUGUCCAGGGCUCGGGGCCCCUGAGCCGGGUCCACGGAGCCCUGCAGCUUCCGGCGCGCAGCGCCUGCGCACGGCCCCACUGUCCCGAGUGGUUCCUGCCCGCGGUGCUGCUGUGGACAGGGUGGCUUCUCGGUGCCAUCGGCUCUUGGGAGUAUUCAGGGUUUGGGUGCUGACCUCGCCAAAUGCUCUUAUCAACUGGGACCUCUUCUGAAGAUGCCUUAGAGUCUUCUGCAUGCAUCAUAGUGUUGCGUGAGUCGGGACAGCUUCACCUUUUCUUUCUAUCUGUGUACCUCUGCUGCUUGUCCUUGCCUCGCUGUCACCAGGGCGGGCGUUCAUUCCCUGUCUGGGAAGUCCGGCAUAAGCUUUCCAGGAGCCCCAGAGCAGUGUCCUGCUUCCACGUCGCUGAGCACGCUCGUGAAUCUUUUCAAAGUCGGCCGGUGGAGGCGCAGCUUCCAGACAGCGCCGCGCCCUCCGAUGGGCACAGCUCUCUGUUUGCACGAACGGCCCCUGCGUCAGUGCAGCUCCUGCAGGGCGAGUGGCCGCGAGCCUCGUGCAUUCAGACAGCCCGCCUUGGCCUCGGUCGGUGAGCUCAGCCGGGUCCUCUGCUCAGAGUCUCCCAGGUCGUGCAGGCGCUGUGGAACUAUGUCCUUCUGGACUUUGGACCUCAAGGGGCCUCAGCUUUACACGGUGGUUGUCAGAACUCAAUUCUUGGCUGCGGGACUGAGGUCCCGCUUUGUCACUGGCUAGCUUGGGGCACCGCAGUUCCUUGCCCAUGGCCCCCGGCACAGCAGUGCACUUCUUAAUGGCCAGCAGGGGAAUCUGUGUGUUGGAGCCUCACACAAUGUGACAUGAUCACAAGAGUGACACCAUGGCCUUCGCCACACUGCUGGUGAGAAGCCGUCACGGGCUGUCUCAGAUCCAGGGGCGGGGUCACACGAGAGAGGCUGGGGUUAGCUGGUGCUCCGUGCUUGCGCAUGUGGACCAGCUCCCUGCACGGCGGCCCUUCCUUUCUCAGGAAGUCCCAGUUUCUGGUGCUGGGGUGACUUCCGGGACCCAAAGCAGGAUACGGUGCUCGUUACCCUUGGGCGCCCCCAGCCCCGCACCCAUUUUUCAGAGGUCGUAACUCCAGAAUAAACGGAUUUUAAAAAUA
Pteropus alecto (black flying fox) is the source of this 7230-nucleotide messenger RNA. RefSeq names its product euchromatic histone lysine methyltransferase 1 (gene EHMT1). Gene Ontology annotation, molecular function: p53 binding; protein-lysine N-methyltransferase activity; histone methyltransferase activity. The coding region runs from base 144 to 3644 and encodes 1166 amino acids. NCBI's taxonomy places the organism in Eukaryota, Metazoa, Chordata, Mammalia, Chiroptera, Pteropodidae. The record is from RefSeq and is a predicted model, not a curated record. Gene Ontology annotation, cellular component: nucleus. The transcript is spliced from 25 exons.